Molecule: messenger RNA, 1560 nt
Organism: Fusarium oxysporum Fo47
Lineage: Eukaryota; Fungi; Ascomycota; Sordariomycetes; Hypocreales; Nectriaceae
Exons: 1
Coding region: 1-1560 (519 amino acids)
Source: RefSeq, a predicted model, not a curated record
AUGAAAUUCUUCCAUGCCUCUGGCCUCGCUCUUGCGAGUACAACGCUCAUCUCUCCAGCCCUGGCACACUCCUGGGUUGAGUAUGCCUUCAAGCUCGCUCGAAAUGGCACAAUGUUUGGGAAUAUAGGAUAUCCUCGUGGAUAUGUGCCUCGUGACUCUACGAAUCCUCCAUUCACCGACACAAUUCCCCAGAACAUUCUCCCCCAGGCAGGCCAGCCCGCUUACUCUGGCGAAGAAAUCCUCAACAAGUUCCCUCUUGAGAAGAAGCCUCAAUUUCCCAUGCUCGAGGCUGCCCCUGGCGAUUACAUUGCUAUUAUGCAUCUUGAGAAUGGUCACACUACCCUUCCUCACAACCAGCCCAACAAGCCCAGAAACCGCGGCACUAUCUAUUUCUAUGGCACCACUCAGCCCAAGGAACAGGAGAAGCUCUUCGACGUUCAUCUUCUCUGGAACAAGCAAGGCACAGGUGGUGAUAAGCGCGGCAAGCUCCUCGCCACGCGCAACUACGACGAUGGCCAGUGUUAUCAGCCAAACCCUGGUGAACUCAGCACUGAGCGCUCUAGCGAACUCGCUCCUCAAGGCGCUCUCCCUACCAAGGAACUGGCCUGCCAGUCCGACAUCAAGCUGCCCGACAACCUCAAGACUGGCGACAUCUACACCAUCUACUGGUACUGGGACUGGCCCGACCUGAACAAGGACAAGAUUGAUAUGGAGGCCACCAAGAAUGGCAAAUUCCCUUGGGCUGGUACGUUUAUGCGUGGUGAGAAGGAUCCCAAUGGGUUCACCAUGGAUGCUAUCGCCCGCAACGAGAGUUACUCGAGUGUUAUCGACAUCAAGAUUACUGGACCUGACGCCGAGCCAUUCGCUGCCAAGAACCUACAAACUCUCGAAUGGGUCGACAACCAGAACAUUUACUCUGCUGGUAUCGAGGAUCAGAUGAAGUCUAACUUCCAGGUUGACAUUGAUGGCAGCAAGGGUGAUGAUACUAUUCCUUCGUCAACUGCCAAGCCUACCACUACUGCGCCAGUUGGUGGAGGCGCUGGCAAUGGUGAUGGCGUCGCUACAGUUACCGUCACAGCGACUGUCAAGCCUUCUCCCAUUAUCAGUACUGUCUAUGUUACCAUGCCCGCUGAGUCCCUUGCUGCGCCCAAGCCUGAGCCUACAGAGGCAGGACCCAGUACCAAGACUAUCACAACAACAGCUUUUGUCACCCGAAGCAAGACUUCCCAUCCAUCCGAUGCUGUACCUACGCCACCAACUGCUUCGACUGUCUACGAGACUCUCUACACCACCCGACCCAAGGAACAACCUACUGGUGGUGACCAGCAGCAACAACCUCAGCCCUCCACAGUCAUCAAGACCAUCGUAACACACAUCAACACACCAACCUCCUCGGGGGAAGCCAACACUCCUCCCCAACACACAAUGCCUGGCGGCGAAUUCCGCGAGGAUCCUUCUUCCGCCAACAGUGGCGCUCCCUCUCAAACACAGAGCGAUGGUCCUCCCAUUCCCACACCAUUCCUCCGCCGCCGCCAAAACUGGGUGUUUGGUAACUUUUAG